This is a messenger RNA of Peromyscus maniculatus bairdii (prairie deer mouse), 1116 nucleotides long. NCBI's taxonomy places the organism in Eukaryota, Metazoa, Chordata, Mammalia, Rodentia, Cricetidae. The record is from RefSeq and is a predicted model, not a curated record.
AUGAAGACCCUUGCUCCCCAGGCUCUCCUGCUGCUGCUCCUGGCCAAUCUGGCCCUGACCAACCAUCUAGAGGGUUCACACUCGUUGCUGUUUUUCCAAACCCUGCUGACCUGGCCCGACUUCGUGGAUUUCUACUUUACCUAUCUUGGCUAUGUGGAUGACACACAGUUCAUGGGAUACAACAGCAGAGCAGAGACUCCAAGGAUGGAACCCCGUGCUCAAUGGAUGCAUCAGACUAAACCAGAAUUUUGGGAGUAUGAGACACAGAGAGCCUUGACAUUCACAAAGCAAUUAACAGAACAACUAAAGGCAGUGCUCCAGAUCUACAACGAGAGCACAGCUGGAUAUCACACAGUCCAGAUGGUACAUGGAUGUUCGGUGAUGCAUGGAGGGUACUUCCAUCGUGGAUACUAUGAAUUAAUCUACGAUGGCUCGGAUUACAUCGCUUUGAAUGAGGACCAGAGCACCUGGACUGCACAUGGCAAGGCAGCUCAAAUCAUCAGGCAUCAGUGGAAGAUGAAGGAUUAUGCGGAAUUGUUGAAGCCAUACGUAGAGGACACAUGCGUGAAUAAUCUCCGAGACUAUCUUGAGAAAGGGAAGGAGAUUUUGCUGAGAACAGAUACCCCCAAAACACACAUGACCCAUAAGGUGAGAGCUGAUGGGAAAAUCACCCUGAGGUGCUGGGCCCUGGACUUCUACCCUGCUGACAUCACCCUGACCUGGCAGAGGGAUGGGAGCAACCAGACACAGGACAUGGAGAUGAUGGACACCAGGCCUGCAGGGGAUGGGACCUUCCAGAAGUGGGCAGCUGUGGUGGUACCUUAUGGGGAGGCACAGCUAUACACAUGUCACGUGACUCAUGAGGGGCUGCCUGAGCCCAUCACACUGAGAUGGGAACCUCCUCAGCCCUCUGUCCCCAUCAUGCCAAUUGUUACUGGCCUGGUUCUUGGAGCUGUGCUUGUGGGAGCCGUGGUGACUUUUCUGAUAUGGAAGAGGAGGACUAAAGGUAAGGAAAGGGCAGGGUCUGAGUUCAAGUCUCCAUGGGAAUAUCAGGUCCAGCUGAGAGAAAUAAUGAACAGAUUCAUCACUGCAGUGAUAGAGGUGGCAGAGACCUGA